CCAAUCCUCCGCAGACCUUGCGAUCCGCUGGAAUGUCCCAAAUAUAGGAACAAUCAGUCGAAACCACACCAGGGAGGCAUAAUUUCCUGAGUGGGAGCUCUUCCCCCAUUUCUGUCUCCGCCCACCAAUCACUUCAUCACAAGCUUCAUGACAUCUUUGACCUUGACUCUCCUCGCUAUUCUCAACACUUCUACCCUGCAAACACGCAGGAGUGUCUUAUUGCCACAACAAUAGCACGACAAAUUUGGCAAAGCUUGAUGUCGACUUAUUUGUGUCCACGCGGGACAUUCAAUUAUGGCAAAGUAACCCUUUCACUUUGACUUCAACUUCCCAAGUACCCCGUGUGCACCUUGCCACAUAUUCCUGCCUUAUCAGUUGACUGCCGAAUCUCUCGGCUGAUUUUGGGGACAUGAUGUCCUUGGUCCAGUCUGACUGGUGACCGUAAGACUCGCAAUCGCUGGAGGACGUGCAUGUGUGUGUGUGUGUGUGUGUGUGUGUGUGUGUGUGUGUGUGUGUGUGUGUGUGCGUACAUCCCGCUUUAGCGUGACAAUAGCAGAGAAAGUUGAAUUGUUUUUCACCCCGCUGUGGAAAGUGUGACUCUUUUUAUAGCCUUGUAAUGGCCGCAACAUAUUGUGUUGUUCUUAAACAAGGAAGUCCAUUUCUAACAAUGUUUUUGUUUUUUUUGUGGUUGUAGUUUGCACUGCAUCAUCUUCAAUUAGUUAUCCCAAAUAGCUAAGCAUCUGUUUUAAUGCAAUGCCCAUUGAGUUCCUCGCGCCCCUCUUUUGCCCUCUCCACGAGAACAAUUGGGCGUCCGCACAAACAAUGAGCCAAAGGAAAAGCCCAGGGUGGAGUAGGUGGGGUGGCAGGGUCCCAGCUUCAGGGUGGAAAUUAAGGUUUGAGGCCCCCCAAAUUUGUGUGUGCAUGUAUUCUGGAAAUGACUUUUCUUUUUUAGGGUUGAUCAUAGUGCCCUCUGUUGCUCUGCUAUGAUUCUAACAUGAAGUAAAUGCAUUUUAGUCCAGUUUCAACCCAGUGUCUUUAUUUCCCCCAAUGUAUUUAAUCAUUUUGUUUUAAAUUCAAUGUCUACCAAUGCGCUAAUCAAACAUUACAAUGACACAAAUUUAUUUAAAAAAACUCCUCCUGAAUCCAGAGUUAAAUGACUGAGGUCAUGGCUGACGUUUCCCGAUUGAGCGUGACUCUGUCUCCAUCAUGUGGCCAAUAGGUGCAUUGCAGUCACUUGACGGCGCCGCAUUCCGGCUCGUCAAAAGCCCUUUUUGCCCUUCACGUUUCUGUAUUUAGACUAAGGCGGUCACAACCUGUUCCACUGGCUUAUCUCGACGAUAAAUAAAAACAGAUACAUGAGGGUAAACACAGGACAUGCAGUAUAAAAACGUCCUCCAAAUGCAGCAGUCCCCUUUGAACUGAUUUCACUGAUUGAUUGGAGUCCACGCUUGCGCAGUAACUCUUUUCGGACGCGAGCGCGCAUAGGAGCGUGGUAGCAGCAGCGCGCAUGCGUGGAAGAGAGUCGCGGGGGGUGUAAAGAGAGUCGCCGGCUCAAUUUCCAUCCCGGCUGCACACUUGCAUCCAUCAGCUGGACACGACGACGAGCCGGCAGCGGGAAUACUGAACCGGACACGCCAUGGGCAACCUGCUGCUCACCACCGGGCUGUUUACAACCGGGGCGCCCCCACCCCAAACUGAGAGCAGAUUCACCAGCGUGCCCAUCAGCAGAGGCAUCACCUACUACCGGGCGCGCCACCCUUGGCCCACUUCCUCCACCACCCAUGACCCACUUCCUGCCACUCUGAUCCCAUCACAAGCCUCCCCGCCUCGCCCCCUCCUCCUCUUCUUCUCGUGGCUCGGGGCCCACCCGGGGGCGGCAGCCAAGUACUUUGACGCCUUCCUGAUGCGGGGCAUGGACGUGCUGCUGGUGCAGAGCGGCGUCAUGCACUUUCUGUGGCCCCGCUGGGGGCUGGACUAUGGGCUGGAGCUAUUGGAGGUCCUGGAGGCGCCCGAAUUAGCUGGGCGGCCCCUUCUGGUGUACGCCUCGUCCAUCGGGGGCUACACCUUCGCGCAGGUGCUUGUCCACGUGGCCGACGGGCACGCCAAGCAUGCCACUCUGCCCCACCGGGUCGUUGGCCACGUCUACGACAGCCUGGUCGCCGGAACCCUGGAGCACAUGGCCACAGGUUUAGGCAGGACACUGGCGCCCCUCCUGGAGCGCAUCAUUAAGAGUACGGCCAUGUUGUACUUCUGGCUCUUCAAAGCCAGCACGGCCGACGUGUACCAGCGCGCCAUCCGGGUGUUCGCCAACAGCCCCGUCAUGGCCCCGGCACUCUUUUUUUCCAGCGAGGAUGACGCUCUGUGUGACGGUGACGUCCUGGAUUCCAUUGUGGCCGGUUGGCGGCGCAGGGGCGUUGCCGUCUACAGCAGGAAGUGGAAGGUUUCAAAGCACGCCGCGCACAUACGUUGCCACCCGGAGGAGUACCGACACACGCUGGAAGCCUUUUUGGACUCGCUGCCUUUAAGCCCACCUCUUCUUGGCACAAAUGUACAAUAAAUAUUUUUUUCAUGACACCCAUCCAUGAACUGUAUUUGCCUAAUGAAAUUUUAUUCCCUGGAGAGUGUAGGUUGGUUGCAGUUCUCAAAAUGUCCACAAGAGGGCACUUCUCCCCCAUAGAUGCUUAAACCAACAUUUUCCAUCCAUCCAUCCAUUUUCCGAUGGGCUUUAUCCUCACAAGGGUCGCAGGGGGGU
Molecule: messenger RNA, 2752 nt
Organism: Hippocampus comes (tiger tail seahorse)
Lineage: Eukaryota; Metazoa; Chordata; Actinopteri; Syngnathiformes; Syngnathidae
Exons: 3
Coding region: 1637-2557 (306 amino acids)
Molecular function (GO): serine hydrolase activity
Source: RefSeq, a predicted model, not a curated record